GUAGUCAUUGCUCUUUGGGAGGGUGUACACAAGUAGUGUAAAGAUGGCGUCGACGGUGUGUGUUUCUAGAUGCCGACUUUUAGCGAAAUUAGAAAUAAAUCGUGGUUUGUGUUUAUCAUCAAUAUUUAGUGAUCUGUCGAAUAGCAGAGAGUCGUGGUGCCGGCGCUGGCGACCAACACGGCGUUCCAUCUUCACAAGCGCUUGUGCUCACGGAUCUAAAAAUGCUCCUACAAAAUUGGAACCAGAGAAAUCUGAGGAAGUGUCGGUGACGUACCGUCGCGGGCUACCGGUGAUCACGGUACCGCUGCCGUCCCGCCGCGAGCGCUGUCGCUUCACGCUGCGCCCCGUCUCACAAACCGUCGGCGAUCUGUUGGAACAGGUGAAGGCAGAAGACCGCGGCGUGGAGCGUGCGGUGGCACUAGCUCCAGACGACCGCGUGCGCAUCGCUGCCAGUGACACGGUAGAGUCACUGCUAGAGAACGACUUCCGACUCGUCAUCAACGACACAGAGUAUUAUGUUAAGAGCCCGCCCCAGGAACGUUUGAGUUCAGAAGAGAUUACUCGUCUGAGCGACGUGCGCAACUUGGUCAACCAGCUUUAUGAAGCUCUUAACGUCCGCGAGCACCAGAUCCGCAAGGAGCGCGAGCUCAGAGGACAACUGGAAAAACUCUCUGCUGAACUGCAACCACUGGAAGAGAAACGAAUGUCGCUGGAAGUGGAAACGUCUCGGCGCACGUCCGCACUUACGUGGGUGGGGCUAGGGCUGAUGGGCGUGCAGUUCGGGGUCCUGGCUCGGCUGACCUGGUGGGAGUAUUCCUGGGACAUCAUGGAGCCUGUCACUUAUUUUGUUACUUACGGCACCGCGAUGGCAGCGUACGCGUACUUUGUGUUGACUAAACAGGAAUACGUGUUACCAGACGUAAAAGACAGGCAACAUCUUUUGAUGCUUCACAAAAAAGCGAAAAAAAUCGGACUCGACAUCAAUCAUUAUAAUUACUUAAAGGAUGAGAUAGACAAGCUUCAAAAGGACCUCGCCCGUCUAAGAGAUCCGUUGCACAUUCACUUGCCGACAUCGUACUCGCCUAAAUCUGGUGAAGAGAAACGUUCCCCGUUGACUAAACUAAAGGACAUGCUCGAUGAAACUAGUAAAAAAAUGAAAAUCACGUAAUAUAUGUUUAUCACGCGUCGUCGCUUGAAAUAGACGCGUAACACUUGCCUUGUUAACACAUUCACUGCUACUCUGCGAGUUCAGGUGAGUAUGUGAACAUCGUAGCGGCAUUGAACGUGUUAAUGAUAAAUGUUGUUAAUAAUUAUUUUACGGAUGACAUUUUGCGAUCGCUCACUGUAUUGUUAUAGAGAAAUUUUGCACUUAUAUUUUGUUGUAUAGGAUUUAGGGUGCGUUUACACUGAACCGAAACUACGAAAAGUUAGAAAAGCAAGUUAACUGUGAAAUUAUUUUAUUAUAGUGAAGGUUAUGAAUUAUUUUUUUAAAGUACAGAUCUGAUAUUAUAUUUUUUAUGAAAUGUUCUAUAGUGAAUAUAUAUUAUAGCUUUCUGAUGCCUACAACAAAUGAUAGUUUUAAUUUCAUGUAAUUAUUUUUAUACGCUUUAUUUUACUGAAGUUAAAUAUUUCACUACGCACAAAAUAGAAUACUAUCCUUAUAAUAUUGCUACUUUAUACGGUUUAAUUUCAGUGAAAUUCACCCUUAAUAUUAACUAAGAAGCAUUUGAUAAAAAAUGUUGGUGACCUCUGAUUUUUUUAUGUGUACAUCGCUAUUGUAAUGGAAUUUGCAGGUAUUGUGUAGUCAAUGAUUAUAGUUCUUAUUAGUUUGUUUUUAAAAUUAAUUAUUUUAAUUAAUUCAGAAAUAUAUUGGAAAAAAAAUGAUAUUUUUUAGUGUGGUAAACUUUUUGCUCAGAUAUUAUGUUUCCUAUUUAUAAUUUAAAUUUAAAACAGUUUUAACCCUUAGUAGCCUGAUUUACAUACGAAAGUGACUUAUUUU
Papilio xuthus (Asian swallowtail) is the source of this 1999-nucleotide messenger RNA. It is a transcript of the gene MCU, whose product is annotated as mitochondrial calcium uniporter. Gene Ontology annotation, biological process: mitochondrial calcium ion homeostasis; calcium import into the mitochondrion. Bases 44 to 1168 code for a protein of 374 amino acids. Gene Ontology annotation, molecular function: calcium channel activity; uniporter activity. Gene Ontology annotation, cellular component: uniplex complex. The record is from RefSeq and is a predicted model, not a curated record. The transcript is spliced from 8 exons. NCBI's taxonomy places the organism in Eukaryota, Metazoa, Arthropoda, Insecta, Lepidoptera, Papilionidae.